Molecule: messenger RNA, 4366 nt
Organism: Salarias fasciatus (jewelled blenny)
Lineage: Eukaryota; Metazoa; Chordata; Actinopteri; Blenniiformes; Blenniidae
Gene: slc40a1
Product: solute carrier family 40 member 1
Exons: 8
Coding region: 273-1976 (567 amino acids)
Biological process (GO): iron ion transmembrane transport
Cellular component (GO): basolateral plasma membrane
Molecular function (GO): iron ion transmembrane transporter activity; peptide hormone binding
Source: RefSeq, a predicted model, not a curated record
GUGGCGCACACAGCGACAGGCAGCAGCCCUCCCGCGGCUCCAAUUCUCACAUAUAUCGCCUCGACCGGCCGCUUCGGGCCAGUUAUCAUUUCUUUCCAACUUCAGCUACAGUGCUAGCUAAGUUUGGAGGGGAGGAAAGAGGAGAAGCGCCGUGCCUGGUUCUGUUUGUGGAUGCAGCUGCAGCUCGCUCCUGUCACUUUACAAUAGAGGAGCUAGCAUCGAGCUAAAGUCAAUAUAUCCCUUCUGCGUUUUGCCUUUUGGACUGCUUUAAAAUGGAUAAUUCUGGACCUAAGAAGACAUGCCGUGAAUCCAUCGAGGACUUCUUCACUUCGGCUAAAUUUCUUAUUUACAUGGGCCAUGCUCUGUCAACAUGGGGUGAUCGAAUGUGGGGCUUUGCCGUGGCUGUUUUCCUGGUGGAGCUGUACGGGAACAGCCUGCUGCUGUCGGCUGUGUACGGGCUGGUGGUGGCCGGCUCCGUGCUCCUGCUGGGGGCCAUCAUCGGGGACUGGGUGGACAGGAACCCCAGGCUCAAAGUGGCCCAGACUUCGCUGCUUGUCCAGAACAGUUGUGUCAUCGUGUGCGGGGUCCUCCUGAUGGUCGUUUUCCAGUUCAAAGAACAGCUUGUGCAGCUUUACAAUGGCUGGCUUCUGACAACCUGCUACAUCCUGGUCAUCACCAUUGCCAACAUCGCCAACCUGGCCAGCACAGCCAUGUCCAUCACCAUCCAGAGGGACUGGGUGGUGGUGGUGGCCGGCCAGGACAGUAGCAAGUUGGCAGACAUGAACGCCACAGUGCGGAUUAUCGACCAGCUGACCAACAUCCUGGCUCCCAUGCUGGUCGGCCAGAUUAUGGCCUUUGGCUCGCACUUCAUCGGCUGCGGCUUCAUCGCCGGCUGGAACCUGUGCUCCAUGUGUCUGGAGUACGCGCUGCUGUGGAAGGUCUACCAGAAGACGCCGGCACUGGCCUCCAAAGCCGGGCAGAAGGAGCAGCAGCAGGAGCUCAAGCAGCUCAGCCCCGUUGGAGAGUUGGAGAACGGCCAGAGUCCCGAGGAGUCGUCUCAGCCGCUAAUGAACGAAUCCUCUGUGGUGACCAAACCCGACACCCCCAAAAAGAGUAGCUGCUGCUACCAAGUGAGCGAGCCGCUGCGCACCCUGAAGGCCGGCUGGGUGGCCUACUACAACCAGAACAUCUUCUUCGCCGGAAUGUCGCUGGCCUUCCUCUACAUGACGGUGCUGGGCUUCGACUGCAUCACUACGGGCUACGCCUACACGCAGGGCCUCAACGGCUCGGUGCUCAGCCUGCUGAUGGGCGCCUCUGCCGUGUCGGGCAUCUGCGGCACGGUGGCCUUCACCUGGAUCCGCAAGAAGUGCGGCCUGAUCCGCACGGGCUUCAUCUCCGGCGUGGCCCAGCUGUCCUGCCUCAUGAUGUGCGUGGUGUCCGUCUUCGUCCCCGGGAGCCCCUUCGACCUCAGCGUCUCGCCCUUCCAGGACCUCUACACCCACCUGAACCCGGAGAAGACCCUGCCCGAGGCCAGCGGCAGCCUCACCGGCAUCCUGAGUGGGAAUAUCACCACGGACCCCCCCGCCCCGGAGCUGCCCCCUCUGCAGUCCUACAUGUCUGUUAGCCUGCUGUUUGCUGGCGUCAUUGCUGCUAGAGUUGGCCUCUGGUCUUUCGACCUGACGGUGACCCAGCUCAUCCAGGAGAAUGUGAUCGAGUCGGAGCGUGGCGUGAUCAGCGGCGUCCAGAACUCCAUGAAUUACCUCUUAGACCUUCUGCACUUCAUCAUGGUGAUUCUGGCCCCCAACCCGGAGGCCUUCGGCCUGCUGGUCAUCAUCUCCGUCUCCUUUGUGGCCAUGGGCCACCUCAUGUACUUUCGGUUUGCCUUCAAGAACCUGGGCAGCCGCCUCUUCCUCUGCUGCUCGCCAGAGCAGAAGGUGGAGACGGAGGACAGCCCCUCACUUCCCACCACCGUCUAACCCCGUCAAAGAGACUCUGUCCUGGGUACAUACUCAAUCUGCAUCCUAUUUAUCCGACUAACACGGUGGCUUGUAGCUGGCAGAGUGCUAAUGCUAACCAGAGUAAUAACAUGCUGCGCGCAGCCAUUAACCAAGCAUUAAUCAUUAGCAGAAGGAGAUGAGCAAACAGCUGACAGUCGUAGAAAGCUAACACGUAGUCCGCCUGUAGAGAAGGGUUCCGCACUGUCUUCAGGAGUUGACACAGCACUGUAAAACUCUGUCCUCCUGACCGCCUGAGUCUGGCUGCAACUGUUUUCAAAAGGUGCUUCAGCUUACAAAAAGGGCAGCGCUGGGAGCGAGGCUGCAGGGAAGAGAAGGCACCGAGGCGGGAGCCGGCGCUCCGAGAUGAGCGACGGGACGGGCCUGAAGCUCACGUCUCACUCGGGUGCAGUGGUGCUUCAGCUGCUCCCAGCUCUCCAGUCGCCUCCUGACAUUUCGCAUUUUACAUCCACCUGCGUGUCGAGCAGGCCGUGCACGUCUUCCCCCGCCCAGAGGGCGAGGACGCUUCUCAAUCAACCAAACACCUAACUGGGAUCUAGUCUCUUCAACACUUUCUUAUAAGGGUUACGCAUUCAGUUGUAUUUAUUCAGCAGAUGCAGACGGUGGUUUUGCGAUCGUCGUAUCGUCAGUAUUGUGUUGUGUGCUUGCGGUUCUGCCAUGUGAAGCAAAUAAGAAUUCCUAUGCAUCCUUAUCAAACGCUCGCAGUUACCAAAGUCCAUAAACGGCAUGAAAGGAAGUGAGGGAAAAAAACGUUCUGUCUGUUCGAAGCAUUCCAAAUAUCUAUUUUUACAUCAGUAGUACAACAUUAGCAUUUCUGAAUAUUUCUGCACCGCAGACUGUAUAGAAAGAUGGACGACGAGUCUCCUUCUACUCGGAUAUUAGCUGAUAUAUUUAGUCUUUGAUAGAAAACUAAUAUAAAAAAUGUGCUUGAUACUUCUUUAAAAUUGGCCAGAAUUACAAACUGUUCUUUUUCCUGUUUUAAAGCUAACAACUCAAACACGUUGACAUUUAGCAUAUACAAAUGUUAGCGCUUUGUCCUCGGAUUAUUUGAUAUAUUAAUCCAAAAGAAGGCCUGUUAAACUGAACAAGGACUCAGGAAGUCUGUGUUUCUUCUUCUGUAUGUUUUUUUUUUCCAUUUAUUUGGUGCUUUCGAUUCUAUGGGUAUCGUAGAUUAUUUCACAACUGCUUUCCGAGCGAAAGUAUUCAAAUCAGAAAUACAACAAUUUGAACCAGCACACCUGCAAAAAAAAAAAAAAACUACCUCAAAUCACAGAAACCGUCCAUCAAAAGAUGUUUUAUUGUUUUUGUUUGGCUCCUCCCCUUUGCGUUCGCUAACAUGGAGCUAUUCUGCAAGCAUCCAGCAGGGGGUGUUUGAUAGAUUUUGACUCUUGCUUUCGGGGAGCUGCCGAGUCGUCCAUCUUCUUCAUACAGUCGUCGCUCUGAAGCCACUCAGAGAUUGUACUUAAAUUUUGUUCUCUGUUUGAAUAAUGUCGUUUUGAUUUGUUUGUUUUUUUUUCUUUUUCGAUCUUGAUUGUCGCUACUCAGGCACUUUAAGUGAUUGACGUCUUGUCAUUACAGCUAACGUGUGAUCGGGCGUUAGUUCAACUUUUUCUUUUCUUAUUUUUUUUUUUUCUUUGCACAAGGCCGAGGUCCUGACUCCCCUGAGACACACACAAACACACACGCACACACACCCCUCCCCCUCCCUCCAUGAGUUUCAGCCUCUCUGUCUGAUUCUAAUGGGGGGUGGGGUCCUUCAGUUUUUUUUUUUUUUUAAAUACUAUUAUUUCUAAAGAAAGGCACAUAUUUUAACACUCAACAGCACAAGCACCCAAAGAAAAACUACCAGCUCCUGUGUAAUUUUAAACACUUCACCUGUGAUUUCUCCCAUUUUUCUCUUUCAUACCCUGGUGGUAGCCUGAGAUCGCAGUCAGGAAAUUUGACCUGAUGUGUUUUGUAACACUUUACUCAACUUAAACGUCUCUGCAGAUAAAAGCGAAAUGUUGAAAUAGCCUACUCUAAAAGUUUUCCCGUUGGACGUGUCAACUCUCUAGUUUGUUGAUUUCUUGCCAUUUCUAGUGACUAAAAUAGUGAAAUCAAAAAGACAAAACGUGAGAAUUUUUUCUUUCAAUAUUUUAAUCUGAUUUAUGUUUGUGGACCAGAACAUAACUGAAAAGAUUUAAAAAAAAAAAAAAAAAAAAAAAGUAUUGAAAAUGAAAAAACUGUUUGAGAUUGCCAAAGUUCAACCAUGGCAAUUUAAAGAAAAAAAAAAAAGCUGUAUAAUUAUAUCUGAAAAUUUGAAUAAUUUGCGAUUAUAAGUGGUAACAUGGAGCAUGUUUUCAACACAUUUG